Dentiscutata heterogama is the source of this 627-nucleotide messenger RNA. The record is from the annotation of a GenBank genome assembly. Lineage: Eukaryota; Fungi; Glomeromycota; Glomeromycetes; Diversisporales; Gigasporaceae.
AUGAAGUUCAACAUUGCUACAGUAUCUUUGGUUCUUCUCGCUGCCAGCACUUUGGCUGUUCCAACUCCAAGAGGUUUGGCUCUUGGAAAACGUUCUCCUGACUCGAAAGAGAACCAAUUUGAAAAGGGCGAAAAACAUGGUACAAAGAAGAAGUCUCAAGCUCAUGUGAAAGUGAAUCAUGACAAAACGAAACAGCAACAUGACGAAAAGAAUUUGAGUCACAAAAAUGAGAAAUUGCAAAAAGAUGAAAAGAAUAAGCAACACGCAUCAAAGAAACAGGAAGAGGGAGAAAUUAUUAAUAAAAACGGACAAAAGAAAUACAAAGCUAAUGAAGAAUAUUAUGGCUCGGAGAAUAAGAAACACUUGAAUAAGAAUUUGAAACAAGAUACAUACAACGAGGAACAUGACAAAAAGGACAAGAAGAAUAACAACACGGAAGCUAAAUUCUCGCAUGAAAAUGAGAAAUCGGAUGAAAAGCAUGCGAAAGAUACUAAUAAGAAAGUGAAGAGCGAUGACAAAAAAGUGAAAGCUGGUGAAAGGAAAGAUAAAAACGUAGAAAAGAAAAAGAAAGUUCAAGAAAAGCAAAAGAACCAUCAAGAAGUGAAAGGAAAAAAGGCUGAAUAUUAA